Molecule: messenger RNA, 1363 nt
Organism: Impatiens glandulifera
Lineage: Eukaryota; Viridiplantae; Streptophyta; Magnoliopsida; Ericales; Balsaminaceae
Product: protein REVEILLE 6-like
Exons: 8
Coding region: 110-1024 (304 amino acids)
Molecular function (GO): DNA binding
Source: RefSeq, a predicted model, not a curated record
AGUAAAAUCCAAAUCUCUCUAUUUUCUUCUUUCUUAGAAUCCCUCAGAAUCAUACAGAAGCUUAUGGUUUCCGCCAUAACAAAGAUUUCUUCAUCGAUCUCCUAAAAAAAUGGAACUUCAAGGCCUCAAUAUUCAGCAAUCAGAUGAUUCAGCAAUAUUUGAAACACCCAAUCUGAAUUCUAAUUCAUCUAAUGUUGGAUGGAUGUCAGAUGAUCCAAGUAAGAAGAUCCGUAAACCUUAUACUAUCACCAAGUCCAGAGAAAGCUGGACUGAGCAAGAGCAUGACAAGUUUCUCGAAGCCUUACAGCUAUUUGAUCGUGAUUGGAAAAAGAUCGAAGCUUUUGUUGGGUCAAAGACUGUAAUUCAGAUUCGAAGCCAUGCUCAAAAGUACUUUCUGAAGGUUCAGAAGAGUGGAACAAACGAACAUGUACCACCACCUCGGCCAAAGAGGAAAGCUAAUCAUCCAUAUCCACAGAAGGCAUCAAGAAAUGCCCCAACUAUGUCUCAAGGUUCAGUGCCUCUUCCAGAUAUUGGAUAUAAUAAUAUAGCAUCAUUGGCAGUACCUCUAGACCCUAGUGAUUGUACUGAAACUUUGUCAUCUUGGUCUAAUGUUCCUUUGCCAAAAGUGGAAGGAUGUCUAAGUGAGCUGACUAUGGUGAAUAAUGAUCAUGGAAGUAGCAAUUCUCGAGAAAACGCCUUUGACAUAGAUGGAACUGUAGGAAAGUUCGCCUGGCCUGUGAGAGCUAUGCCAGAUUUUGCCCAAGUAUACAGCUUUAUUGGCAGUGUCUUUGAUCCAAAUGCUUCUGAUGAUCAUCUUCAACAAUUGAAGACGAUGGACCCAAUAAAUCUUGAGACGGUCUUACUGCUGAUGAAGAACCUCUCUUCCAAUUUGUCAAACCCCGACUUUGAGGAUCAUAAGAAACUGCUUUCUUCGAUUGAUAUCGAAUCUGAGAAAGUAAAAUGUGGUACCCUUUAUAACAAAGAACGACUCGCAAGACCAGAGAAUGCUAUCCCUUCGAUGUAGUAUGUAAGCUCUCCACAACUAAUACUUAUGUCAGAUUUACGAUACAUUUAUGGAUGUGCCCUUGGAUGCAAUGAUUUGUUCAUACACGGGUAUGUAGAUAUGUAUAAUAUGGAUUUGGAUUUGGAGGCCUAGAAUCAUCGAGUCACUGUCGAACCUUUUGUGUGUUUUGUAUUGAAAAGACACCAUACAACAACUAUAGAAGUUGGUGAUAAAUGUCUGAUCAGUUCACUAGAGAUUUUUUUAUUUUAUUUGUAAUAAACUAUAAUGUUGAAUUUAGGAAGGCCUUGAAAUAAGUUCAUUUUGUUGUUAAUUGUAAUAUGAAUCCAUGUUAUGUUUGAA